AUGGAGCAGCAGGCCAAGGAACCGAACGCAAUUCCAUUCUAUGGAGUCACCAUGAGCCAAGUCGCGAAACGGAAGAGGGUUUACCGUGCUGAAGCUGCAAAGUUCAGUGAGCUUCUCGGAGAACAGGGAGAUCGUCUUGUGGAGGAGCUUUUGCCAGACCCAGAGAGCAAUAUCUCCAAACGUGAAUGGGAGCGUAUAUUCUUUGUGGCUAAGACCCACACGAGAAUGCUUCUGGACCAGCUAGUCACCAAGGAGCAGCCCUGCAGACCUGCAGACCAGCUGCCCCGUGUAAUUCGUUGUGCUACUCAUGAAGUAGCAGCCAUGUAG
Molecule: messenger RNA, 327 nt
Organism: Symbiodinium sp. CCMP2592
Lineage: Eukaryota; Dinophyceae; Suessiales; Symbiodiniaceae
Source: the annotation of a GenBank genome assembly